Messenger RNA from Frankliniella occidentalis (western flower thrips), 1895 nucleotides. RefSeq lists its product as uncharacterized. Bases 90 to 1682 code for a protein of 530 amino acids. NCBI's taxonomy places the organism in Eukaryota, Metazoa, Arthropoda, Insecta, Thysanoptera, Thripidae. The transcript is spliced from 6 exons. The record is from RefSeq and is a predicted model, not a curated record.
GCUCCGCCAAGCGCUGGAGAACAGCGAGUAGUCACUCUCAGGCAGGCGGAAGCGAACGACGUCUGACCCCAGCGAAGAAAACUUCAAUUAUGCGGUGCGCUCGCUGCGCUACUCUGGCCUGCCCAGUGGUGCUGUUUCUGCUGUCGCUCUCUCUACUGCCACUCGCUAUAAUAACCCGCCCCUGCCCUGCCUCGCCCGCUUCCUCCUCUGGCCUGUCUGCGGUCCCAGACGGGUUGUCCGUGCCUGCAGAGAGCGCCAUCAUGAGCCGUCUGUUCAGCAUGUCCGCUGUGAACGCUGUGAACAACAGUGAGCCAACCAGCGCGUCGCACCGCUAUGCCAGCUCAGCUAGCGUGGACUGGCAGGAGUAUAACAAUUGUUUGGAACAGCAGUGCAGCACGACCAUCUGCAGUGAAUGCCGGGAUGAUUGGAGGUGCAAGGCCAAGUGCAGGCACAGCUGCAAAUGCGACUGCUACGGCCUCCCGGGCAGCAGCCUCGCCACGUACGGCCUGUUCGGCAAGUGCUACUGGGAGAGGGGAUGCAGCCCCCAGCGGGAGACGUGCAGGCACAACUGCGAAUCUCACGACUGCGAGAACUCUUGCGAAAUGGACUACCUGAAGUGCUACUGCGAGUGCAGUCAACAGCUUCUCGGUGAAACCAGCGCAGAGACCGGCAGCUCAGUUGGACUUGAAGACAGUAACGGCAUCGGGAUUGCACUCAGAAGCACGAAGGGGGUUCCUCUCAUUACAACUAGGCUUGCAGCCGGGCUUACACUCCCAAUCAGUAGCACAACCGAGACUAUACUCAAUAGCACACCUGGGAUUGCACUUAAAAGCACACCUAGGGUCGUGGCCAGUAGCACAAGCACGCCUGGGCACAGCAGGACAGCCGCGUUUUCGACAAGUGGCACAACAACCGGAACCGGAGACAGUAACGCAGCUCAGACCUUUUCAAGCACUCCCAGCAGCACAAACGUCGUGCCGGGGUCUGGCAUCACAACUGUGGGUGAGCCAAGCAGUACUACCAAAUCUGCAACCGAGAAAAUUAGAGAAUUUGUUUUAUGUUACUCCGAAGAACGACGGUGCUAUGAUGCAGAGACAUGCAGUGAAUGCAAAGGCGAUUGGGAGUGUGAAGAGAAGUGCAGGACCAACUGUGUGUGCGGUUGCUACGGCAUCCCCGGGACCAGCCUACACUCGCGAGACCUGUGGUCGCAAUGCUCCGAAGACAGAGAAUGCACACGGAAACGACAGGCUUGUGAAGGCAGCUGUAGAACCGAGGAGUGUGUGGAUUCGUGCGAACUGAACUACCAGCAGUGUGACUGCGAGUGCAACCAAUUGCGCAGAAACGAGACCAGCGCUGCGAAGCACAACCAGUAUAAAAAGUACCGUUCUUGUUACUAUGACGAACAAAAGUGCAAUGAAUUAUCCUGCGCCGAAUGCGGCGAUUGGCAGUGCAAAGAAAAGUGCAAAGCCAACUGUAAGUGUGGCUGCUACGGCAUCCCCGGGACCAGCCUACACUCGCGAGACCUGUGGUGGGAGUGCUUCAAAGACAGAGAAUGCACACGGAAACGACAGGCUUGUAGAGACAGCUGUAGCAACAGCGACUGCGAGGAUUCGUGCGAAAUGAACUACCUGCAGUGCGACUGCGAGUGCAACCAAUUGCGCAGAAACGAGACCAGCAUGUGACAUCCGCUGGAAUUAUGGGUAAUCUUUUAAAUCAGACAGUCUGUCGGCAGGUUUAAACGUCGUUAUGUUUAAAAAAAUACCAUGCGACAUCCUCAAAAACCUGUAAAAACCGUAAAAUUUCAUGAAAAGAUUAGGCCUUUCCAACACAGCCAAGUACAUUUACUAGGCCAACGAAAGCGAGGCCAUUCCAAAUAAAAAAAGUGCUCCUCGUAA